Molecule: messenger RNA, 3216 nt
Organism: Penicillium olsonii
Lineage: Eukaryota; Fungi; Ascomycota; Eurotiomycetes; Eurotiales; Aspergillaceae
Source: the annotation of a GenBank genome assembly
AUGGGCAUUCACCACGAUGCUCAAGCCGCACAGGCUGGCUCUUCUACGGUACACCCAUUGGUCCAGGAAUUCGGAAAUCUCCAAGUGCUAGAUGACUUGAUUCGCCUGCGGGCCGCCGAUACUAUACAGCACUCAAUUCUUGCAUAUCCUCGUUCCGAGAAGGACCCUGCCUCGUACGACCACUACAGUGGUCGGGACCUAGAUGACUUGAUCAACCAGGCCGUGAUAGUUCUGAUGGAGGAUGGGUUCAAGCAGCCCAAGCAGAAUGGAUCGACCGUGGCACUCCUCACACUGUCCGAUUUCGAUAUGGUGAUCACAUUCUUUGCCUUGACGCGCCUCGGUUACACUGUGAUGAUGCUUUCUCCACGGCUGACGGGAGAGGCCUGCGUCUCAUUACUGGAUGCAGUCAAUUGUGAAACGAUCAUAUAUGGCAACUCAGUCGCGAUUCGCUCAACCUUGGGCGACAUACUGCGCCGAAAGCUAGUAAGCUGUCGCCCGAUCGUCACUUGUGAGCGAAUGAGAAAGGCAGAAACAUCAUUUUUGAUACUGUACCGGAACAAAGAUCCAGAGAGAGUUGCUCUGAUUCUUCAUUCUUCCGGAUCAACGGGAACUCCCAAGCCGCUCUUCCUUACGCAUCGAGCUCUCAUGACUCACCCUCUCAGAGGUCCUGGACUCACUUCAUUCAAUCCUCUACCUUGGUAUCAUCUCCAUGGCUUAUCUACCGCAUUGCAGGCAAUGUGGAUGAGAAAGACAGCCUACAUGUGGAACGCCGCGCUGCCUUUAACCGUCGAUUUUGCCGUCGCUGCUCUUCAGGAAGCACAGCCGCAGUCAGUCGCGGCAGUCCCCUAUAUGCUUCAAAUUUUGAUUGACGAUCCUCGUGGCAUUGAAUCUUUGCGGAAAUGCCAACUAGUCACCUAUGGGGGCGCACCGUGUCCUGACGAACUGGGGGAUCACUUGGUUCGAGAAGGGAUACGUCUAGGAGGUGCCUUUGGCCUCACCGAGGCUGGGCUCGUUGCUGAAUCCAUAUCUCGUCCGGAGGGGGACCCUCAUUGGAACUAUCUGCGCUUCUUCGACAACGUCCGCCCCUACGUCUGGAUGAAGCCAGUUUCGAAAUUCGAGCCGCUCUAUGAAUGUGUGUAUCUCGCUGGCCAUCCUGCACUCACAACAUCAAACUCAUCGGAGCCGCCUGGGUCUUUCCACUCAAAGGAUGUCUUUACGCCUCAUCCCACAAUCGCAGGCCGUUGGAAAUAUAUGUCUCGACUGGAUGAUCGCAUCAACUUAGCAAAUGGCGAAAAGGUCUUGCCACUCCCUAUCGAGGGUUGUAUCAAACAGCACCAUCUCAUUCAUGAUGCAGUUCUGGUUGGAGUGGGAAAAUCUGCUCCUGGACUUGUGCUCGUGAAAGCCGACUCACCUGUGGCUCGGAAAGUGUCUGAGAGUCAAUAUAUCAACUUGAUUUGGCCAAAUGUUCAAGAGGCCAACUCGCGCGCAGAGGCCUUCUCUCAGAUCUCUCGUGAUUUGAUUGCGGUCCUUCCCCACGAUGCACAGUUUCCAAGAACGGACAAAGGAUCGAUGAUCCGAGCUCAGUUUUAUGAUUUAUACCACGACCUCAUCGAAGGCCUCUACUCAAAAGAUACUGCAGUGGUUGAAGGGCUUGAGCUGAGAGUCGAUGAGACCGAGGAAGCUCUCGGUCAAUUGGCCCGUGACGAGCUCGGGAUACCAAUGUCCACUUUUGAUGCCAAAUUCUUCUCAGAAGGUGUCGAUAGUCUCAAGGCUAUUCAUUUUCGACGUCUGAUCCUUCAACGCUUCCGCUUUGAUCCGGACAAUGUGCCAGGCUCGAACAUUAUCUUUGAAGCAGGCAAUAUUUCGACAUUGGCCAGAAUUAUCUGCGAACUACAGAAAGGAAACAAGAUGGUGACGAGUGACGAUGGCCAAUCAGGGGUUCUUGAGAUGGUCAAGAAGUAUUCCAUGUUUCAUAGACACAUCCCUCGAUCAACUGCAUCCAGUUCUAACAGUGUGGUGAGUUACAUAUUCCGAGGUUCUACGUCGGAAGGGGUUAUAUCUAACAUUUUCAAGCUGUUAACAGGAGGAACUGGUUCUCUUGGAGCACAUGUGCUGUUUGAACUACUUAUUGAUGAUUCUAUAUCAACUGUCUACUGUCUCACGCGCAGAGAAACCCCUUUGGAGGAUAUCACCGAAAGUCUCGCUAGCAAAGAACUCUCUGUAUCACCUCAACAACUGACCAAGAUCGUUGCCUUGAACAGCAACCUUGACCAACCCGAGUUUGGUCUGGCUGCAGAUACCCCAGUCUUCCAACAGAUGCUUGAAUCAGUCUCUUUAAUCAUCCACACUGCCUGGCCAGUCAAUUUCAACCUCCCCUUGUCAGAAUUCGAAUCUCAUGUCCAGGGCCUUUACAAUCUCAUUCAAUUCUCGCUAUCCGUGCACCGACAAGAGCCAGCAGUGACGCUUUUCUGCUCCUCAAUCUCAACAGCGCUUGGCUCCCAGCUUGACGAGAUUCCUGAAGAACCAGUUGGCUUGGAAUGUGCCCUCGCAGGGUACGGCCAGUCGAAGUUGGCCGGGGAGCGUAUCGUAAGUCAGGCGAGACAUUGUGGAGCGAGAGCAUAUUCCCUUCGGAUCGGACAGGUUUCCGGCCAUUCCGAGAAGGGCUUGUGGAAUGAUUCAGAGGCAAUACCUUUGAUGAUACGAUCGGCUCUGGCGAUGGGCUCACUGCCUGAGUUGCCUGGCACAUGCUCUUGGCUCCCUGUGGACAAAGCCGCUGCAACAAUACUUGAGCUUGCGAAAUCAUGUAACGCGCCUGGUCGGGAUGGAGAUGUUGCUUCGAGCUCUUCCACUGCGCCCUUCGAUGAUUCCAUUUUCAAUGUAUGCAACUCGAGGGAAUUCACUUGGUUGUCACUCCUCGGCGCUUUGAAAGAUUCGGGUUUCCAAUUCGAGACUCUACCAUUCCAGGAUUGGUUGAAUAGGCUGCGUGAGAGCGAGGCGAGAGGAGAGGAACUUGUGAAUCCAGCUAUUAAGCUCAUUCGCCAUUAUGAAAGCAUGUAUGGCAGUGAUUCCUUUGGCGCACACAAAGAGUCCAAGAAGUUUGUGACAACCAAAGCCGAAGGUGAAAGUGCCACACUACGAGAGGGGCGAUUGGAUAUCCUAGAGGACGGAAUCCUAAGGUGCUAUGCUGAAGAUUGGUUGGCGAGGUGGACACGGUGA